Molecule: messenger RNA, 4482 nt
Organism: Oncorhynchus gorbuscha (pink salmon)
Lineage: Eukaryota; Metazoa; Chordata; Actinopteri; Salmoniformes; Salmonidae
Product: unconventional myosin-Ie-like
Exons: 28
Coding region: 247-3549 (1100 amino acids)
Biological process (GO): vesicle transport along actin filament; actin filament organization
Cellular component (GO): microvillus; actin cytoskeleton; plasma membrane
Molecular function (GO): actin filament binding; ATP binding; microfilament motor activity
Source: RefSeq, a predicted model, not a curated record
UUACUUACAAACUGACCACACCUCCUUAGAAGAAGUCAGGCUAGGCUAUUCAAUCAACGUUGAAGCACCGGGUGAACGUUUUUACAUUGAUAGAAAACAGCAUAUAAUACCGAAUAUUAAAUGAACCCUCUUUAGAUUUAUAAGUAUGAUAUUACGUUUCACCUGAGCUCGUGACACUCCUUGCGUAGCUCCCCAAGCUUUCCGUGUAAGGUGGAUUUCUCAAUCAGGAAGUAAUAUCAAGUUAAAAUGGGGAGUAAGGAGCGCUACCACUGGCAGACCCAGAAUGUUAAGAUCAGCGGGGUGGACGACAUGGUCCUGCUCUCCAAGAUCAACGAGGAUGCCAUCACUGACAACCUCAAGAAGAGAUACAUGGACGACUACAUCUUUACCUACAUAGGGUCGGUGCUGAUCUCUGUCAACCCCUUUAAACAGCUGCCCUACUUCACUGACAGAGAGGUGGAUCUCUACCAGGGAGCUGCCCAGUAUGAGAACCCCCCUCACAUCUAUGCCCUGGCUGACAACAUGUACCGCAACAUGAUGAUCGACUGUGAGAACCAGUGUGUCAUCAUCAGUGGGGAGAGUGGAGCAGGAAAGACUGUAGCAGCUAAAUACAUAAUGGGUUACAUCUCCAAGGUGUCGGGCGGAGGUCCCAAAGUCCAGCACGUAAAAGACAUCAUCCUCCAAUCCAACCCUCUCCUGGAGGCCUUUGGGAAUGCCAAGACUGUGCGCAACAAUAACUCUAGUCGCUUUGGGAAGUACUUUGAGAUCCAGUUCAGCCGUGGAGGAGAGCCAGACGGAGGGAAGAUCUCCAACUUCCUGUUGGAGAAGUCCAGGGUGGUGUCACAGAACCAGGGAGAGAGGAACUUCCACAUCUACUACCAGCUCCUGGGGGGCGCCACUAAAGAGAUGAGGGAGAACCUUGGUGUCACCACACCUGACUACUACCUCUACCUGAAUCAGUCUGGCACCUACACCGUGGAGGAUGUCAACGAUAAGAAGGAAUUCUCUGACACCAUGGAGGCCAUGUCAGUGGUGGGCCUGUCUGUAGAUGAUCAGGACAUGGUGAUGCAGAUCGUAGCAGGCAUCCUGCAUCUGGGUAACAUCGCCUUCAGAGAGGAGGGAAACUACGCUGUGGUGGAGAGUGAGGACUUCCUGGCGUUCCCGGCCUACCUGUUGGGAAUCUCCCAGGAGGGUCUGAAAAACAAGCUGACCAGCCGGAUCAUGGACAGCAAGUGGGGAGGCAAGACAGAGAGCAUCGCUGUCACUCUGAACACAGAGCAGGCCUCCUUCACACGGGACGCCCUCUCCAAAGCCCUCUACUCACGCCUGUUUGACUUUCUGGUGGAUUCUAUCAACAAAGCCAUACAGAAAGACCACGAGGAAUUCAACAUCGGGGUGCUGGACAUCUAUGGCUUUGAAAUCUUCCAGAAAAACGGCUUUGAGCAGUUCUGCAUCAACUUUGUGAAUGAGAAGCUGCAGCAGAUUUUCAUUGAGCUCACGUUAAAGGCUGAGCAGGAGGAGUAUGUGCAGGAAGGGAUCAAGUGGACGCCGAUCGAGUACUUUAACAACAAAAUCGUGUGUGACCUCAUUGAGUCCAAACUGAACCCCCCAGGCAUCAUGAGUAUCUUGGACGAUGUGUGUGCCACCAUGCAUGCUAAGGGGGAGGGCGCAGACCAGACCCUGAUCCAGAAGCUACAAGCGGGAAUCAGCUCCCAUGAGCACUUCAACAGCUGGAAUAAAGGCUUCAUAGUGCACCACUACGCUGGCAAGGUGUCCUAUGAUGUCAGUGGCUUCUGUGAGAGGAACAGAGAUGUGCUCUUCAACGACAUCAUUGAGCUGAUGCAGAGCAGUGAAUUUGCCUUCAUAAAAACCCUUUUCCCAGAAAACCUAGAGGCAGAGAAAAAGGGCCGUCCUACCACCGCCAACCAACAACCUGGUCCAGACCCUGAUGAAGUGCACCCCCACUACAUCCGCUGUAUCAAGCCCAACGAGACCAAGAAGCCUCGGGACUGGGAGGACACUCGGGCCAAACACCAGGUGGAGUACCUGGGCCUGCGGGAGAACAUUCGUGUGCGUCGCGCCGGGUACGCAUUCCGCCGAGCCUUCGCCAAGUUCCUGCAGAGGUACGCCAUCCUGACCAGGGAGACAUGGCCUCGGUGGACAGGGGAGGAGAGGAAGGGGGUUCUGCACCUCCUCCACUCUGUCAACAUGGACCAGGACCAGUACCAGCUGGGAAAGACUAAGAUCUUCAUCAAGGCCCCAGAAUCAUUGUUCUUGCUGGAGGAGAUGAGGGAAAGGAAAUAUAACGGAUAUGCUCGGGCCAUCCAGAAGGCCUGGCGCAAACACAUCGCGGUCCGCAAGUACGUCAAGAUGAGAGAGGAAGCCUCAGACAUCCUACUGAAUAAGAAGGAGAGGAGGAGGAACAGCCUCAACAGGAACUUUGUGGGCGACUACAUCGGCACUGACAACCACCCAGAGAUCCGGCAGUUCGUGGGCCGCCGGGAGAAGAUCGAUUUUGCAGAUGUGGUUGCCAAAUAUGACCGCAGGUUUAGGACUGUGAAGCGUGACCUCAUCCUGACCCCUAAGUUCCUGUAUCUGAUUGGUCGUGAGAAGGUGAAACAGGGACCAGAUAAGGGACAGAUCCACGAGGUUCUGAAGAGACAGAUAGAAGUGGAGAAGAUUCAGUCAGUCUCUCUCAGUACCCUGCAGGAUGACUUCUUCAUCAUCCACGAGGAGCAUUACGACAGUGUCCUGCAGUGCAUCUUCAAGACGGAGUUCCUCAGUCUGCUCUACAAACGUUAUGAUGAGAAGACCCAGAGGAAGCUACCGCUCAAGUUCAACAACCUACUGGAGUUUAAGGUGAAGAAGGGAGGUUGGGGGCCGUUCUCAGCUGCUGGCUCCAGGCAGAUCCAGUUCCAGCCGGGCCAAGGAGAAGAGGCGGUUGUGAAGCCCAGCAGCAAGGUCCUCAUAGUCACCAUCGGACCCGGGCUCCCAAAGAACUCCAGACCGACCCGCAGGGACAACAGGAAAAGUCGCUACAUGGGAAACCAGACUCCAGGCUCAGGACAGCAGUCACAAGGUGCCCCCAGGGGCAGAGGCCGAGGUGGGGGUGGUGGUCAGCGGGGUGGGCCACCCUCGUCCAGGGCGUCCAGGGUCUCUCUGCUCCGCCGGCAGUCCAGUAUGGAGCAGCCUACACUACCCCGACAACAGAGGUCCCGGCAGACCAACAACCGCUCCAACAACCAGAGCCAGGCAGACACCGCUUUCAUGAACGUGCCUGACCAGGGAGUGGCUGGUGUUCAUCGUAGACGCUCGAAGGAGGUCAAGCCUUCCCCAGGAGCGGGCCGCCCCAAGCCUGCCCCCAAGCCCAAGCCUCGCUCCCCAGAAUGCAGAGCGCUGUAUGCUUACGACGCCCAGGACACUGAUGAGCUGAGCUUCAACGCGGAGGAUGUCAUUGAAAUCCUCACUGAAGAUCCAUCAGGCUGGUGGUACGGUCGUCUUCGCGGGAGGGAAGGCAUGUUUCCUGGGAAUUAUGUAAAGAAGAUUUAGGCUGCAGCGAUGAGGGACAUGUCCAAUGAGAGAAGAUCUAGACUGGAGCGAUGAGGGACAUGUCCAAUGAGAGCAAGGAGUCAGGUGGCAACAGUAGAAUUACAACCAUACCAAGUGCAUUACUACAGAGACAAAACAAAAAAGCAUCAUUAAAGCAUUUCUCCAUUACCAUCUCUCUUUGGAGUCCAAGACAAGGGAAUGUGAUGAUUUUUGCCAAAGAUGGUUUGAAGUGCAAAUACUACUAAUUUUUAUCAAUGGAUUGUAUCUAUUGUUUUAGCAUGGGUUAGCUUUUUUUAAAGACUGAACAAAAAGAUGUUUUAUUUUAUCCUGCAUCUUUUUAUAGCCAUUUACCUCGAGUGUUCAAAUAAAUCUUAGUUUUAUUUGCUCUUUCACAUUUGUUUAAUACAUAGGACCAAAUGUCCAUAAUAAUCUCAGUUCAGGUGGAGUUGGGAUAGAAUGGGUAAUUACAAAACAUUUUUGACAAGAUAUAUAUUGUAAAAUAUAUAUUAGUUGUGUAUUUUAUGUGAUUAUCCAUGUCUUAGGUAGAUAUUUCACUAUUCUAUAUUAGUGAAGAUUUGUAAGGCUGAGUUUACACAGGCAGCCCAAUUCUGAUGUUUUACCCAAUUAUCAGCAAAAGGGCUGGUCUGAUUGGCCAAAAGACCAAUUAAUGGGAAAAUAAUCAGAAUUGGGCUACCUGUGUAAACCCAGCCUUACCGAUCUUCACUGAUAUAGAAUUGUGAAAUAUCUACCUAAGAUGAUGAUGAACCAUAAAAGACAUUAACAGAGCCUACCAUUUCCCAUGUUUUAUAAUAGGCUACAUGGUACAUGUUAUUACCCAGAGAUAAUCUGUUAAAGAAAGAAAAGACAGUUGAUUGUUUGUCGACAGUUGACGUAAGGUCCUAAUGAACAAAAAAUUAAAGAAAUUGUAAACCA